AUGCCCAAGGAGCGCCAGACAUGCACCGAGUGCUCUAUGCGCCGGCAGAAAUGUGAUCGCAACAUUCCUUGUGUUCGGUGCGUGAAAAGAGGUGACGGGGCAAAAUGUACGCGCGAAUGGCCUCAGGGUGGUUACGACCCCAAGCGCCACCGCAUCUAUCCCAGAACUUCCACCAAGCCCGGCAGCAGCGAGGCAGACUCGGACGCCUCACCUACCUCUGUCGGUCAACGUGUUCCCAGGUCAUCCAGGGACCCUCCACGAAGAAAGCGGGCUUCUGGAAAUGCAGCACCCGCGCCUCAGCCACCACAAGCACCACCACCAGCACCACAAACAUACUCGAUUAAUUCCACUCCAGCCCCUACUACCACGCCAGGAGCCGAUAUAGACAAUGCUGCCACCGUUCUGGAAUUUCUGACAUGGGGUCGCUCGAAGCUAUCUGACUACGACCUCAAAGCUCUUGAACUUCUGAAAGAGCCUCACCAUGCUGACCCGGCCUCGGCCUCCAGAGACACUGGUCCUGACUGGGACGUCUCGGCUGGCCUGGGAGGCACAGGCGCUACUCAGAUUUCUUUCCUUCAAAUGCUGCUUCCAAGUCGUGUGCAAGUCUUCCAACUGGUCGACUACCAUAUCAACUCAAUCUUGUGGUAUCAUGGGUGCUUUCAUGGUCCGACAUUUAACGCAGAGCUCAGAGAGGUCUACAAGGAUCCCGCAGGCUUGCAAGUCAGGGAUAUGGACCUCAGAUGGACUGCCCUGUUAUUCUCCGUGAUGGCUGCCAGCAUAACUUGUGCGAGUGAACAGUUGGCGCUGUCCUGGGGUUUCAAGAAGACCGAGCGUGCUAAGCUCAGCCGACAGUGGUACAAGGCUACGGUGACGUGUCUCAAUCUUGCCGACUAUAUGUGGCGACAUCACAUCUACUCGGUGGAGGCUAUCACUGUCCUGACAUUGUCCGCUCAUGUUCUUGGUUUCAGUAAUACUCAGAGUACACUAUUAGGCGCCGCGCUGAAAAUUGGUCAGGGACUGGGGCUUCAGCGCCUUGGGCCAGACAACGAUUGCGGCAACACGGGCGGACCACUGACCCCGGCCCAACGAGAUAAGGUAAUCAUGCGAGAGACUGGACGCAGGUUAUGGGCGCAGCUCUGCAUCCAGGAUUGGUUUUCGAUCCCAUUUUCGGAGAUGUACUCGGUCCAAGCGAUGCAUUUCACCUCUCUCAAACCAUUGCCCUACGAUGAAGUGACGAUGCAGCCAUUGCCAGAGAAUGUCCCCAGUAUGGUCAGCUUCCCAAACUAUCUUUAUGAGAUAGCAUAUCUGAUGCCUCAGAUACAUGACGCGAUCAUUACCUCCAAUACUUUGUACACCAAAUACGAGCAGGUGCUGGAGUACGAUGCGAAGAUGCGCGCUCUGGCGACAGAUGGAUGCCCUGCAUAUUUUUCCAUGAGAGAAGCAAUCUCUCCGGAGUGGCCGGCCUUUAUCCCUUGGGCUAGACGAAGCUUAACAAUAUGCUUCGCGCACAAGAUCAUCAUGAUUCAUCGUGCUUUCCUUGGCCGCAGCUUUUCCGAACCAGCCUUUCAUUUCACCCGUCGCACCUGCAUGGCGGCGGCGAAGACCAUACUAAAAGAGGCCAGGCAAGCCUACGAUGAAGAAGGACCUAUGCUAUGGAUCGAUCAAGCAUUCAUGGUUGCGGCUGGGAUCACUCUGGCCUUGGACAUUUUCCACCGCAAACAGCAUGAACCCGAGUAUGAUGAACAUAGAAAGCUGGUCGAAAAUACGAUCAGCAUGCUCGGCAAAUUCGACAACAGCAUGAUCGCCUUACGUGGCAUCCGCCUGCUUUCAUCCUUGCUUGCUGAGCAGUCCCGACUCACAGCGGACCAAACACUGGACGCCUACCGAAAGCGCUCACAUGACGCGGGAGAACGUGGACAACCUAAGAGGCAGAAAUUCAACGUUCCUAAGUUUGUCGAAUCUUUUGUCGGAAAUGAUUCGUUCACGCACUCUCUAUGGAAACCCAACCGGGGUGGUGAGCCCUCAUUGGAUCUAAAUGAACCCAGCGACGCACGUACACCGGCGAUGCAAGAACCCAGCUUCACGUCGGACCUAGGCUACGAGACCUUCGAACAACUGUUUCCGCCUCACACUGGUAUUAGCAACAAUUUCCUGUUCGAAGAUCUUCUCAACUUCGACAUCUGA
This is a messenger RNA of Capronia coronata CBS 617.96, 2184 nucleotides long. RefSeq lists its product as uncharacterized. The record is from RefSeq and is a predicted model, not a curated record. Gene Ontology annotation, molecular function: zinc ion binding; DNA-binding transcription factor activity, RNA polymerase II-specific. The coding region runs from base 1 to 2184 and encodes 727 amino acids. Gene Ontology annotation, biological process: regulation of DNA-templated transcription. Lineage: Eukaryota; Fungi; Ascomycota; Eurotiomycetes; Chaetothyriales; Herpotrichiellaceae. The transcript has a single exon.